AUGGCUAACAAAAAUGGCGGUAACACCAAGAAGGAUUCCGGGAGACGGAUUCGCCGGCAAACAGAAGGAACAACAAUUGCCUCUAGGCUUGGACAGCGUCCGGGCAGAUCUCCAGCGAAUCGUGAGAUCAACCUCAGACUUAGACGAAGCCAGCGACUCCAAAGUAUGCGACCAGAGCUGCUCUCAGCACCGCCUCCCACAGUAGAAGAAGGAGGAGGAGAAGAAGAAGAAGAAGAAGAAGCAGCAGAGGAAGGCUAUUCUGCGCAAAGUCAAGGGGAACAGACGGCAGCAUCGACUAGUUCGCCUGAUACAUCUGCUCAAAUAUCCUCUGCUCACCGUGAGCCCUCUAGGGCCCGAAGGCCAAUUCCUCCAGAUUGGAAACCACCAUUAGCCAUUGGCGAAUCUCUUGGGGAUAAUCUGAGUCGCCUGGAAGAAGCAGAGCGGUCAGUUCUUCAGUGGGAAGCUAUUGUCGAAAAUGCUCGGAUAAGUCAGCCGUUAGCAGACUUAUCUGGUCUCGAACAACAACUGAACAAAGCCAGACAUAUAUUCUCACAGAUGGAAAAUACCGAUGAAAACUUGAUGCCCGUUGAUGAGCUAGAGACAACCAAACGACAACGGAUUCAACAACGAAUAAGUCUUUUGAAAGCAUCACUCGAGAGAAGUGAGUGUCCAGUUGGCGAUAUCAACAUACGCGCUGCCAUUCAGGCGUAUGAGUCUGGGCGUAUUAAGUGCUGGGACAAGUGGGCGCUUCUGUAUGCUGGCAACGUGGUAGACUUCUGUCCUUCAUACGAGUCUUUUACCCUUGAUCGAGAUGAGAGGCUCGAUCGAUAUCACAGCAUGUACGGUGACGGCUGGCUGUGGUAUGAGGCACCUUUAGCACCAAAGGGUAACUACCAACCCGAACAGUUAAUGGCCGCCACUUGGGCCCAGCCUUCCGGGUCUUGGGGCGUCCUAGCGGACUACCAUGCUCAUGCGUGGUCUAUCCACAUGGGCUUCCAGCGUGUGAAGGGAUUUCACAGCCGCUUUGCCACAAGGCUGAAUGAUCCUAAGCGUAGGAGUACUGGAAAAGUCCUGCCAUAUGAGACGAGAAUGAGAGAACGUGGCACGCCUGAGAAAGGGACUUGCUUCGUCGAAGAUGACAAUACGGCGCCCCGAGUAUGCUUCUUUAUGCAGCUCGACAGUGGCGCCACUCAUCCUUCUCUGCACAAGACCGAUAUAGCCUAUCUGGCUAUCGACAGCAAGACGUACCCGGCGCAAACUCACACAACAGUUGUAACUGCAAGUUCAACCACAGUUGCGGCGUUGUAUGAGAUACGCGUUGACAUCUGCCGACAUAAUGGGGAGUCACUGGUGGGUGAAGAGCCAGUCUUUCCAAACGCUCGUCGACAAGUUGGUGGGAUCGUACCAGUCAUGGUAUUAGUUGACUCAACAGAGGACCAAAGCAAACCAUUGGGCGAAUGGUAUAAAGAGGCUUUGAAGAAUGGCGAGGAUGUCUCUGAGGAGGCUAUCGCCGCACGUUAUAAGGGUCAAGAUGAAUGCCGCCUGUCUGGAAUGCUUCCGUUUCAAGUGUGCUACUUCUCUGGAGCUCCUGGAGCACCAACCUUCUGGUUUGGAGAAGACCGGCGCGAUGUACUCGGAGCGGAUCGCAUGCCAGGUCAUCAACGAUGGGAACGGCAUAAGGAACCCUAUAUCGUAGAGCCUCCGGCCGAGUUCGAGAAUUUGGAUCGCCCAACGGUAAUAUUUGAACACCAGGGCAACGGCAUAAGACUUCUUGACAGGGACUCUAAGGAAGACAAGAGCACAAGCAUAUUGAGCAUUGAGAAACAAGUGGCCCUUAAAGCGGGGGAAACGUCGCAGAAAAGAACCUUGCCAGGCAAGGACAGCUCAAUCAAGUCAGCAUCGGUAAAGAGGAGGAAGAAACCGUAA
Molecule: messenger RNA, 1926 nt
Organism: Fusarium tjaetaba
Lineage: Eukaryota; Fungi; Ascomycota; Sordariomycetes; Hypocreales; Nectriaceae
Exons: 2
Coding region: 1-1926 (641 amino acids)
Source: RefSeq, a predicted model, not a curated record